This is a messenger RNA of Lynx canadensis (Canada lynx), 1873 nucleotides long. RefSeq names its product carbonic anhydrase 5A (gene CA5A). Gene Ontology annotation, molecular function: zinc ion binding; carbonate dehydratase activity. Gene Ontology annotation, cellular component: mitochondrion; cytoplasm. The transcript is spliced from 7 exons. The coding region runs from base 877 to 1809 and encodes 310 amino acids. Lineage: Eukaryota; Metazoa; Chordata; Mammalia; Carnivora; Felidae. The record is from RefSeq and is a predicted model, not a curated record.
UGAAUCUACCCAAGGGUACGUACCCUUGCAAAAUGCCUCUGUGGAAGAAAACCACGUGUAUCCCAGAGUUGCAAGGAAGGCAGGCAGAUGCAGGGGCCACCAGAGACCAGGUCAAAAUUCUGUGCACGUGACCAACAGGGUUCUUGGGAACCCACACGCGGACCCAAGGUUCCAAACCCCUGUUCUGUGGGGUUUUCCAGAUCUAAGAGUCCAGGAUUCUAUGUGCAUGAAAAGGGGGGCAUUAGGAUCCAUGCUGACACGGUGACCUGGGAGCGCUCUGGGCCAGCCGGGACGUUAGUUUAGGCAGAACAAAUUUGUAUCAGGUCAUGUCUCUUUGUUCCUGGCAGAGAGGGGUCACCUGCCCGCCUGCCCCUCCACCUCGGCAGUGCUUUGCCUAAUUCCUGUCCCUGCACUCCAGAACCUGCCACUCCCUCCACAUACACACGGCACGGCUUUGUGCCUGGCCCUACAUGCAUGCGACACGGCUCCAAACUAGGGGUCAACAUCAGGAACAAGGCCUUUGCUCUCUCCUAUUUGCCUCUUGCCCUCUUCGCCAGGACGAGCAGUGCGCUCUCCACUGUGUGCACCUGACUCCCCGGCACACUCUGCUGUUUACCAGAUCAAAGCGAACCGAGGGGCCGGCCACGGUGAAGGCCACAGGUCUGUCGAGGGGCACCCACCCCUAUGCCAAACUGAGCAUCGUCCAGAAGUAGGGGCAGGCGCGGGUUGAAAUUUAACCUUCGGGAUCAGGGGGUUGGGUGAGUUUCUACAAAAAGAGGUAGGCUAACCCCGUUCCACGAUCGUCCAGAACGAAGUGAGAGCUUUGGUAGGAAGAUCACCCUGUGUUUACGGGGCUCUGAGGGGAGCAGUUUGAAGAUGUUGAGGACCCCGGUGUUGGGCAGGAGCCUUUGGAAGUCGUCCGAUUUCUCCGUCUCCGUCAAGCGGAUGUGGGGGACCCCCCGCAGUCAUCCGCUGAGGCUGGAGCGAAGGUGCUCACAGGGUCCUUGUGUGCAGAGAAAUCAGACUGAUACUGGGCACCCCCUCUGGAAGGGCCCCGUCUCUGUGCCGGGGGGCACCCGGCAGUCCCCCAUCAACAUCCGCUGCAGGGACAGCAUCUACGACCCGCGGCUGAAGCCUCUCAUGGUCUCCUACGCCGCAGAGAGCUGCCUCUACGUCUGGAACACCGGCUACUCCUUACAGGUGGAGUUCGACGACUCCACUGAGGGGUCAGGAAUCAGCGGCGGCCCCUUGGAAAACCACUACAGGCUAAAGCAGUUCCACUUCCAUUGGGGAGCAGUGGACACGUGGGGCUCGGAGCACACGGUGGAUGACCGCACGUACCCAGCAGAGCUGCACCUGGUUCACUGGAAUGCUGCGAAAUACCGAAGUUACAAAGACGCUGUGCUGGGGGAGAGCGGCCUGGCCGUGAUAGGCGUGUUCCUACAGCUGGGGGCCCACCGUGAGCCACUGCAGAAGUUGGUGGAAGUCUUGCCUGAAGUCAAGCAUAAGGGGGCGCAGGUGGCCAUGGGCCCCUUCCAGCCGUCCUGUCUGCUGCCCGUCUGCCGGGAUUACUGGACCUACCCGGGGUCCCUCACCACCCCUCCGCUAACCGAGUCGGUCAGCUGGAUCAUCUUGAGGGAGCCCAUCCAAGUGGCUCAGAACCAGCUGGCCGCCUUUCGCACGCUCCUGUUUUCUGCGCCUGGUGAGGAAGAGAAGGCCAUGGUGAACAACUACCGUCCGCUUCAAGCCCUGAUGAACCGGAAGGUCCGUUCAUCCUUCCGGCCUAUGGAAGAGGGCAUGAGAUUCUAAAUGCAUUAUAUCCGAGUCAGCGGGUAGAGCUGACUUUUAAAAGAGGAAGUUCUAAAAAAAUAAA